Penicillium nucicola is the source of this 1575-nucleotide messenger RNA. Its product is annotated as Siz/PIAS RING finger protein. Gene Ontology annotation, molecular function: SUMO ligase activity; zinc ion binding. Gene Ontology annotation, biological process: protein sumoylation. The coding region runs from base 1 to 1575 and encodes 524 amino acids. NCBI's taxonomy places the organism in Eukaryota, Fungi, Ascomycota, Eurotiomycetes, Eurotiales, Aspergillaceae. The transcript is spliced from 6 exons. The record is from RefSeq and is a predicted model, not a curated record.
AUGGCAACCCCAGGCCAUUCGACAGAUGUUCCAACACUGGUGGCCCUCAUUAAGACACUGACGAAUCCAGCUUUGAAAGACCUAUUGAGAUCUGAAAACCUCCAGGUGUCAGGUGUCAAGAUAGCCUUACAACUCCGCAUCAUCCAACGACUUGAAAGUCUUGCGGCCUCGGACCGUCUGAGCUUCGAUGCAUUGGCGCGGCGCAUUCUUGAUGCUGCCCUUCCGAAGUCACGAUUGCAAGCGCCUAAUAGCAAUCAAUUUCCGGCACCUCCCAUCGCACAGUCUCCUGCGCAGGCUCGGUCGACGGCUCUUGGGGUUUCUAUGUCACCUCACCCAUACGCUGCUGGUCCCGGCAGUUCUCUUUCAAAGCCCCCCGCCCCCCAUAGGCCCCCAAAUCGUUUGGAGUUUAAAGAGAGUCCUUUCUUCACGAUUGUGGAGGCCUUGACUCCUGUUGUGGAGUGUAAAAUUCGCGAACAAACCCGGGAUAGUGUGGAACUCAAGGUCAUGCUGUCUCAGCGAACGGCUCAAAGGUUGCAGACAGAUCUUAACGCCCGAGUCAUGGUAUAUUGUGCCGCAGAUUCGGGUCUCACUCAGUACACCAAGUCGGAUAUCGCAUUUCCACAUCAGGUGGAGCUCAAGGCGAAUCUUGAUGAAGUGAAAGCCAAUCUCAGAGGCUUAAAAAACAGACCAGGCACUACGCAGCCUGCAGAUGUGACCAAUUACAUCCGGAAGAAGCCCGAUUAUCCAAACAACAUUGUCAUGACUUAUGCAUUGACGCAAAAGAAAUUCUUCGCACUUGCCAACCUCGUUAAACAACAUCCGAUUGAGGAUCUCGUCUCGGAAUUGAGGACACGGAAACUCAUUUCAAAGGAACAGGUCAUACGUGAGAUGAAAAACCGCGCACAUGACUCUGAUAUUGUUGCUACAUCGAGUGUUAUGUCGUUAAAAUGUCCACUAUCGACACUUCGCAUCCAGGUUCCUUGCCGGUCUAUCAUCUGCACUCACAACCAGUGCUUCGAUGCAUCAUCUUUCUUAGAGUUGCAAAAGCAAGCACCGACUUGGACCUGCCCUGUGUGCUCCAAAGCCACGAGCUUUGAAUCUCUACAAGUCGACCAAUACGUUGAUGAUAUCCUUCAAACAACUUCAUCGAACAUCGAUCAAGUCACCGUUGAGCCGGAUGGUGCGUGGUCAGGACCUAGUGAUUCAGAUACAGGAAAUCUGGGCGGUAUGACGCCAGCCUCGGAUGACGACGAUGAUUUGAUUGAAAUCAGUGAACCAGGUGUUCCCCUUGUAAAACAGGAGCCUGGAUCCGCAAGCAUUGCUUUAGAAAGGACACCUGCGCAGUCAAGAGAGGCAUCAACGCCUUCUUCCAUUGCACGUUUAUCAAGCAAAAAGAGGCCUGCCUCCAUGGUCAUUGAUCUCACAGAAAGUGGCGACGAGGAUGAUGAGUUUCCCAUUCCAUCUCCUAAACGGCUUGCCCCGACCUUGCCAUCGCGAUCCUUCCCCCGACAAGAUUACCACCUCCCAUCGGCCAGCAGCCCUCUGAAUGGCAGCUCCUAUCCUCCAUCAAUAUAG